GAAUCUAGCGGACCUUUGAAUCUAUCUCUUUCUUUAUGUCCUCUCUAUAUUUAAUUAAUUUAAAAAAUAAAAUAAAAAACUUCAAAUGACCUAAACUGAUCGAGUCUCCUCGUUUUUUAGCUCUCUUCAUCAGUUCAUCUGUCAAAAUUCCCGAAAUUCUUGUUUUUUGAAGUUACAGAUGAUCUAGUUUCAGAUCUUUCAUCUUAACGUUUUUUAAAUAAUUGCUUUUGUGACGGAGAAGAGAUUAAGAAAGCGAUCAAGAGAAGGUAUCUGCUUUUAAAGACUUUCUGAGAAAGGAUUCCUAAGCUGAAGAGAGCUUGUUCUAUACAGGUGAGAUUCCUCCAACAAAUCGAAUGAGAAUUGGAAUCACAGGCUUUUCACGGAUUGGUUUCGCUUGCCUUUUCUUUUCGACAUUCUCUUAAAAGGAAAUUCUGGUUUAGAAAUCGCGGAGUUGCAGAGAUAAAAGCGAAAGCUAUUUGAAGCAGAACCUACAACAGAGAGAAAGAGAGAGUUGAGGAUUUAGAUCUGAAGAGGUAGCGGUGGCGCAGUGGCGGAAGUGGUGGCGACGGCGAGAUGGAGAGGACAUGUGGUGGAUAUCCGUACGAUACAGGAGUGGUGCUAUCUAGGGACCCCAAGCCGCGGUUGAGGUGGACGCCUGACCUUCAUGAUAGGUUCGUCGAUGCUGUCACCAGGCUUGGUGGACCGGAUAAAGCAACUCCGAAGGCGGUGCUGAGGAUGAUGGGGCUGAAGGGGUUGACAUUAUACCAUCUGAAGAGCCAUUUACAGAAGUACAGAUUGGGAAGGCAGCAGACGAAGAAAGAAGCUAACAUAGAGCAAAACAAGCAAACUGUCGGAAAUUUGGAUGGACAUAGACAUGUGAAUUCCUCAGUAACAAGUACCACUGCCAUUGCAAGUAGCGCGGGAAGAGAAGUACCAUUAACAGAUGCAUUAAGGUAUCAGAUUGAAGUACAGAGAAGAUUGCAUGAGCAACUAGAAGUGCAGAAGAUAUUGCAAAUGAGAAUUGAGGCCCAAGGUAAAUAUUUGCAAACAAUAUUAGAGAAAGCCCAAAAGACUCUCUCUACUGAUAUGAAUGAUAAUGAGAGCCUAGAAGUCACAAGGUCCCAACUCACGGACUUUAAUUCAGCAUUUUCUAGUCUAAUGGAGAACAUGACCCAAGUGUGUGGAGAAGCUCAAAAAGAAGAUAUAAUAGGGAAGAGCUUAUUGUAUGAUAAGCAUAAGAAAUCUCAUGGUUCAGCAUUCCAACUUUACCAGGAGAUAGAAGAGGUGGAGAGGAAAGAUAUUAAGAUUAAGGUCGAGGAACGCUCGCUACUUUUUGAUCUGAAUGGCAAAGGUAGCUAUGAUUUUCUCAGCCCAAGAGAAGUGAGUAGAGAGUCCAAGAUGCAUGCACAAAGAACACAGAUUUUGGAGGAAGGGGGAAAAUGACAGAAAAACUCUUACAUUAUUCAUCUAUUCAGUUGACAAUUUUUAUUUAUAGACAACUUUUCCUUUUGGUUUUAUUUGCAUAUAUUUUUGGGAGAUCAGGGGUAUGUAUAGCAUUGUUUAGUGUCAACAAAGAAACUGAUUUA
This is a messenger RNA of Telopea speciosissima, 1586 nucleotides long. Its product is annotated as myb family transcription factor PHL11. The transcript is spliced from 6 exons. Bases 574 to 1443 code for a protein of 289 amino acids. Gene Ontology annotation, molecular function: DNA-binding transcription factor activity; DNA binding. Lineage: Eukaryota; Viridiplantae; Streptophyta; Magnoliopsida; Proteales; Proteaceae. The record is from RefSeq and is a predicted model, not a curated record.